CGAUCAGAUUCUUGAUCCAAUCAUCUCCGGCCUAGAAUGGACAUGUCCUCGCCAAGUGUCCGGAGACCUUCAUGGUUGCCUUUUCUUCACAGGACAAAGACAGGGAACGUGUCGAGUGCGAUGCAGAUCCCCGCUACUGCAGAAUGGCUGAACCCCAGCCAAAUGCCAAAGGCACAUGGAAAGUGCUGCGGCUGUAUGGCAGUGCUCGCUCAAGCAGGCGCCUUUUUCGGCGGCAGAGAAAGUUGCAAGGCUUUGCAAAGGCUCUCUUCCGUUUCUUCUUUGUCGUCAUCUUCAGCGUCGCAAGUGGAAGACGAGGCUCUUCUUUCUUCAUGUCAUAUUCUGCGAAGUCCUCUUGCACAGUGCCAAUCCAGCUCAACCCUGUCCAGCUCCGAAGAUGGCUCGUUUUGAGCUGCAUAGAAGAGUUCUUGUGGACAAGGGUCCCGCGCGCUGAAGUUGGGGCCCUUGCAAUGGGCCUUCCGCAAAAGUGGUCAUACCAGGCCAGGGCAUGAACAUGCCGCAGAGCGCCCAAAAAGCAGCGAAUAGAAUGGGCGAGCGAUUGAUUCAUACGGCGGAAUAUAGUCAUCUAAGGCAUGGCCAUGUUUAUUAAUAUGCUUGAAGUCAUGAAGACUCUA
Molecule: messenger RNA, 632 nt
Organism: Cladocopium goreaui
Lineage: Eukaryota; Dinophyceae; Suessiales; Symbiodiniaceae
Source: the annotation of a GenBank genome assembly